AUGUUUUCGCAAUUCGGAGCGACGGCGGAGUCGCUGAGCAAGGCGUCGACGAUGGUGUUCCGGAUCGGCACCGAUGCUCAUCUUUACGACGAUCCGGAUGACGUCAGCAUCGCUCCACUCCUUGACAGCAAGUUCGACUCCGAGAAAUGCGAGGCCCUCAAGAGGUUGCUUGCGCUCAUCGCCCAGGGCUUUGACGUCUCCAGUUACUUCCCUCAGGUGGUGAAAAAUGUGGCGUCGCAGUCCCUGGAAGUUAAGAAGCUCGUUUACUUGUAUCUCCUGCACUAUGCUGAAAAGCGGCCAAAUGAAGCGUUGCUGUCGAUAAAUUGUUUUCAAAAGGACUUGGGAGAUCCUAAUCCAUUGGUAAGGGCACGGGCACUCCGUACAAUGGCAGGCAUCAGACUGCACGUGAUUGCACCUCUAAUUCUGAUGGCUGUGGGAAAAUGUGCCAGAGAUCCAUCAGUUUAUGUUAGAAAGUGUGCCGCAAAUGCACUGCCGAAGUUACACGAUCUGCGGUUGGAGGAACACACAGCUCCAAUAGAAGAGAUAGUUGGGAUAUUGUUGAAUGAUAAUUCUCCUGGAGUAGUUGGAGCUGCUGCUGCGUCAUUUGCUUCUGUUUGUCCCAAUAAUUUAUCUUUGAUUGGAAGAAAUUACAAAAAGUUGUGCGAGACUCUUCCAGAUGUGGAAGAAUGGGGUCAGAUUGUUUUGGUUGGGAUCCUUUUACGAUAUGUAGUUGCAAAGCAUGGGCUUGUUGAGGGAUCCAUAAUGUUAUCUUCGCGUUCUCUUGUGAAGUAUAAUUCAGAAAGGGAGGACCUGGAACCUCAUCUUGCAAUGACAGAAAACCCUGGUAACAUCAGUGGUGAGAUAUGUUCUGAUAUAGCAGAUGUAGUCUCCAGGAGUUACCUUGAAGGGCCUGAGAAGUACUUAUCUCGGUUAAGUUGCAUGGAUAAGAAUACUUCUUCGAUGGAUAUUUCCCAUUUUACCUCUUCCAAAAGCAAUGAUGAUGUGAAGAUUUUGUUGCAGUGUACAUCACCAUUAUUAUGGAGUCAUAAUAGUGCAGUAGUACUGGCUGCUGCUGGGGUCCACUGGAUCAUGGCACCAAAGGAGGACAUUAAAAAGAUUGUGAAGCCAUUGUUGUUUCUACUUAGAUCAUCUAAUGCUUCAAAAUAUGUGGUCCUCUGCAACAUUCAAGUCUUUGCCAAAGCAAUGCCAUCUCUAUUUGUUCCCCACUUUGAAGACUUUUUUGUCAACUCUUCGGAUUCAUAUCAAGUAAAAGCUCUGAAGCUUGAGAUACUUUCCUCAAUUGCAACAUCUUCAUCAAUUUCUGCCAUUUUUCUAGAGUUUCAGGAUUAUAUUAGAGAUCAGGACAGGAGGUUUGCUGCAGAUACUGUGGCUGCAAUCGGUUUAUGUUCACAGCGACUUCCAGAUGUAGCUAAGACAUGUUUGGAAGGGCUGUUGGCUCUCGCUUUAUCUGAAUCCUCAAAUAAAGACGUUGCAUCAGCAGAUGAGGAAGCUGUUUUAGUUCAAGCAAUAAAUUCUAUAAAAACAAUUAUAAAACAAGAUCCUCCCAGUCACGAGAAGGUAAUUGUCUUUUUGGUACGAAGCUUGGAUUCAAUCUGGGCACCUGCAGCACGGGCAAUGAUUAUUUGGAUGGUGGGUGAGUACAACAAUAUUGGUGGUGUCAUUUCAAAAGUACUACCAACGUUAUUUAGAUAUCUUGGUGGACGCUUUACUAUGGAAGCAGCUGAAACAAAGCUCCAGAUUCUUAAUGCCUGUGCCAAGGUUCUCUUACGUGCCAAAGGGGAAGACAUAUCAAUAUUGAAAAAAAUUGGAGGAUAUUUGCUUGAGCUUGCCAAAUGUGACAUUAGUUAUGAUGUUCGCGAUCGUGCUCGUAUUUUCAAGAAUCUCCUGUCACACCGUAUAGGAUCUCCUUACUUAGAAGAAGUACAGGACCAACCAGAAAUUAAAGACCUCACACAUGUACUUACAGAAAGCAUAUUUGGGGGACAAACAAAACUGCCAUCUUCUGAGCCCUUAAGCUAUCGAUUUUAUCUACCUGGAACGCUUUCGCAGAUAGUGCUUCAUGCAGCUCCAGGAUACGAACCUCUGCCUGAGCCUUGUAGUCUGACUUAUGAUGAGAGCUGUGAUUUUUCAACUGAUGUGCAAGGAAUAAAGACGCCUGGAGUUGGUGCUGCACAUAAUGAACCAAAUGAAAAUGAUGAUUCCGAAGCUGUAUCUGGAUCUCUGGAUGAAGAAAACACGUCUGAUUACAGUUCGCAAGAAUCUAUGGUUGGUUCAAGUGAAAGCGGUGGAAGCUAUAUCAGCGGGUCUGCUAGCGAUGUUAAUGACAAUGCUGGACCUUUAAUUCAUCUCUCAGAUGCUGACCUUACUCAUAGAAAUGUGGCUGAGGUUUCAGAGGAGAAUGAUCCCUCUGGCUCUAAUGGCGUUGAUGAAUUGAUGUCUAAAAGAGCUCUUGAAUCAUGGUUGGAUGAAAAUCCUGGUUUGAACCAAAAUUCAUCUGAUCUAGGUCAUGUGCGAAAAUCAUUGGCCAGAAUCUCAAUUAAGGAUAUAGGGGGCCUAGUUAAACCUAAAUCUUAUACAUUGUUAGAUCCUGCAAAUGGAAAUGGGUUAAGUGUGGAUUAUAUAUUUUCAUCUGAGGUAUCUAGCGUAUCUCCACAGCUUGUAUGCCUACAUGUUUCCUUUAGGAACUGUUCAGAGGAGCCCAUGUCAGACAUCUUACUUUUUGAAGAGGAAUCCAACAGAAGUCCAGAUUCUUCAGACCAGUCAGUGAGUGAAAGUUCCCCGGUCUCUCGUAGCGAAGUGUCAACUCUAGUUCCUAUGGAAGAGAUUGAUAACCUGGAGCCUGGUCAGACUAUGAAGAGAAUUCUCCAGGUUCGCUUCCAACAUCACCUGUUGCCUCUGAAGCUGGUGUUGGUGUGUAAUGGGAGAAAGCACCUGGUGAAGCUGCGACCUGAUAUUGGCUACUUUGUGAAACCUCUACCGAUGGACAUUGAAGAAUUUUCACACAAGGAAUCUCAUCUUCCUGGGAUGUUUGAGUACAUAAGGAGGUGUACUUUCACCGAUCACAUUAGCGAGCUAAAUGACAAAUAUGAAAGCUCAUUAGUUAAAGACAAUUUCCUUCUAAUCUGCGAGAAAUUGGCACUAAAGAUGCUUAGCAAUGCGAAUCUGUUCCUUGUUUCUGUGGACAUGCCUGUUGCUGCCAACCUUGAUGACCUUUCAGGUUUAUGCUUAAGAUUUAGCGGUGAGAUAUUGAGCAACACAAUGCCCUGCUUAAUCACACUUACCCUCAAAGGUACUUGCUCUGAACCACUUGAUGUAUCGGUGAAAAUCAACUGUGAAGAAACUGUAUUUGGUUUGAAUCUGUUAAAUAGGAUCGUAAAUUUCUUGGCCGAGCCCACUCCAUGA
This is a messenger RNA of Fraxinus pennsylvanica, 3423 nucleotides long. The record is from the annotation of a GenBank genome assembly. Lineage: Eukaryota; Viridiplantae; Streptophyta; Magnoliopsida; Lamiales; Oleaceae.